AUGGGCCAGCCACCAGCGAAAUUGGCGUCGGCCGCAUCGAUCCACUCGCUCCGUGAUCUUGAGCAUUCCGACGACGACGCCGAAGACGACCUCCUCGACGUCCCUCCAUCCUACGAACAAGUCACGGCCCAAUCUUCGCAGACACCAGCGAGUAGCAAUUCCAAUCCAGUCAACAAUACCACCCAUCGCACCGUCCACCUGAUCGACGUCGACAGCAACAUCCUCGGCGGCCAGCGUGCCGUCAGCGUCGCGUCGCGAGUCCGCGAUUCAACCAUUGUGACAUUACAACCUGAACUCUCCACCAGUGCACACCAGCUGUACGAGGCCUUUGCGCAGCAGAUCUGUCUCCCGCCGCGUCCGCAGAUUUCGAUUUCCGGAUCACAUACCGAUUCAACCAAGAAGAAGCAGGACAAAAAGAGCGGGAGCGAUGUGGUGACCGACUUUAAUUUCCGCGUGGAUCUGGCGGAGACGCUUUUGAAGGGGUGGGAGACACCUGAGGGUUCUACGGACUGGCAUAAUGUCGAGGUGGCGAAUGACUCGGAUGGGAUCAAGACGUAUCGUGGGACGAGGUUGAAGACAACCACGUACACACCACAGAACAAAUCACGCUUUGGUCCGAUUCAAUUGCCUGAUGGUGAUCGGGAGGGUCCCCGGCAAGAGACCGACUCGGGAGUCGACAUUGAUGAUGAUGACGAUGAAGAGCGUCGCCUCGUUGAACCAGACAGAGAACACGAGCAGGAUCGGCGAGAUAAGAGAUUCGAGACCAGAAAGCACCAGGAGGAUUUCAUGGAAUGGUGCGAGCGAUUCUGCAAGGACCCGUCUCCUGUCAAGUCGUUCACAUUAAAGCGGCACGUCAGCAACUUCAACCACCAAGCAGUGAUUGCCUGUCUAAAAUCGCAUAUCCGCGAAACAAACUACCGGGGCAAUAUUUCGAUGCAACUGGUCGUUUCCAAGAGCACAAUCACUGUCUAUUCACCACACUGGAUCAACAAGCUCCGCAACCAUGGUGUUGCGUAUUGGGUAUUCAUCAUCUCUCAGCUGUGGAUUUUCGCAUGGCCGGUCAUUUGGCUUCUUGAGAGACGCUACGAAGUGGUAGACUCGACCUGGUACGCAUCGCAUGGGGCCGAAGCCCACCGCGAUUAUUCUAUGGCAAGACAAUACGCCCAGGGCCGCGACGAGAACACCUUGGGUGAAUUUUGGGCGCCCGCUGUCAAACAAGCUGCAUGGGCGCGCCGCACAAACUCUGAGAUUGUUUCGCUGGCUGAUGCUGAGCGGCUGCAAGGGUUGACGACCGAGCAGCUCCUGCUGGGGGUUUCGGCCGACACCGAGGCAGAAGUUGAGCGACGACAGAGAAUGCAGCGGGGCGAGGGAAGUUUUUUGGAUUCUGUUGUUGGACUGGCGCGGGGGGUGAGUGAGGUCAGACAGGAAUGGAAUAUUAGCAUGGGAUGGGGUGGAAAUGUGUGA
Messenger RNA from Talaromyces rugulosus, 1464 nucleotides. RefSeq lists its product as uncharacterized. The record is from RefSeq and is a predicted model, not a curated record. The transcript is spliced from 2 exons. NCBI's taxonomy places the organism in Eukaryota, Fungi, Ascomycota, Eurotiomycetes, Eurotiales, Trichocomaceae. The coding region runs from base 1 to 1464 and encodes 487 amino acids.